AUGAGUAAUCAGAGUUACAAUUUCUUCCAGACAGACACAAAUUCUGUGAAUGUGAACAAUGGUGUCAGCAACAAUCCAGGGGCAUGCUUGUUUGAUGCUGCCGCUUCCAAGAAUUAUCACACGGUGAUUCAGCUAUUUGCUUCUAAUGCAAGAAAUUCAGUCGCUAACUACCUAUCGAUGAAGAAUCGCUGGAAGCAACAGCAGCGUCAACAGGACCUUCAUCAACAAGCAGCUUAUGCCAAAUCAGAGGAAAAAUUGGAUGAAUUCAUGCCAAGUCUCUGCGAUCCUUACUCUCCCGGUCGGUCAUCAGGGGAAGAUGAAACAUCCUAUUAUCGGUUGUUGCAAGAAUUGGCAUAUAUUGUAGAAGAAGGUGUCAAUAAUGUUCCACCAGAGUCGCCUCCGUCGUCACCAUCAGCCUCACCGCCACCAUCAGUGUCUUUGAAAAGACCAUCCACGUCGGUAGCCAUCUCCAAGGAAGCAGAUCGAAUUGCAUGGGAGGCAUCCACGAUGCUCAGCGAGUCUAGACCUCCUUCUGGCUUUUGCGUCUACGACCGGUCGGGCACUAGAACUCCGCCUACCACCAGUAGUGAAGAUUCAUCAUCGUCGAACCACCAGCAGGAUCCUAAUCUACCAUCCAUCUUUGAUGGCUCGGUGGCCAAUGCAACUCCUCCUCCAUUGGGAGGAACCGGGACAGGGGUAUCGGGGGGAGCAGGGACCAUUCUACAUUUGGCGUGUGCUAUGGAUCAGCCGUUGAUCCUGGCCUUUUUGUUGUGCAUGGGAGCGGAUGGCAGAGCAUCUCAUACAGCUUUUCGCAGGCUCAUGAUUCAUGAAGCAGCCUGCAAUGGAUCCAUACAAUGCCUUCAACUCUUGUUGGAACUGGGAAAGGAAUUUGCGGCAGUUGCUGAGGAACACCACAAAACUGACUUUAGUCCAUCCAGUGCUCCGUUUUUUCCUGGGAGUUUUGAUAUGAAACCGAGGACCACUUCUCGGCUCGCCAGAUUUCCACCUCCGAUCAAUAUGCGAUACUUUCGUAAGGAAGCUGCCACGCCGUCGCCAGAAACUGAAAAACCCGACUUUAUUGUAACACUUCGACGCUUUCAAUCCUUUUGUGGAGCUGUCCAACGAGGAGAAAUGGAUGAAUUACAAGCAGCACGAUCAUUGUUGAAGGGUGCCCAGCUGUCGGACUCAACUCGAGCUUCCUUGGUCCGGUCCUGUGCAUUCAAGAGUAGCCGGUUGGCAUCGCGCAGCUUUUUGAGGACCAAUGGAUCUUCCGAUGGUCAUGGAAAUACACCGCUUCAUUGGGCUGCCUUUAAGAAUGAAACCCACUGCGUGUCUCUCCUGUUGGAAUAUGAUGCCGAUCCCAAUGCUCGAGCCCACCCCUCGGGAUGGACACCAUUGCACGAUGCUGCCUACAGCAAUUCGGGAGAAUCCAUUGUGCUACUGAUCAGCAAAGGAGCCAAGGUUGAUGCCAGAGCCAACAGCGGCGCCACCCCGCUUUGCUUUGCUGCUCAAGAGGAUGCUUCCAAGGCAGCUCAAUUGCUAUUGGAUCGAGGAGCCGAUUUGACCGCUCGCUGUGCAGGUACUCCAAGGGAUGGAGCGAACCUUCAAACGGCAGUCACGAGUCAUCCGCACUCUCGAUUCAGCGGAUAUACACCUCUUCACUACUGCGCCCACUACAAUGCUAGCCAAGCGGCUCGGGUGCUCUUGCAAGACAACAAUGCUAAAGGUGGAAUGGAGACACCCGACUUGAGCGGACGCCUGCCAAUUCAUAUUGCGGUUGCCCGGGGAAGCAGUGAUGUCCUACGAGAGCUGUUGCACGCGGGAGCACGUGUUGACAUUCGACCGGUGGUUCCCAAUACCAGUCCACCGCCAGCAGCAGUCACGACGUCUACUGCAGUGACUAUUACUGUUUCCUCUACUAGUUCCCCACCUCUUCUUGGAGCUCUUCCACAGACGCCCCCAAGACAACUUGCAAUUCCCGAGGUAUUCGGAACCCCACGUCAAUCGGCUGAGUCUACCGGUUCUUCAGGGUCUGCGACAUCACCAGUCACCUCCCCUAUCCUUCGAUCCAUGAUCCCAGCCCAACCCAUCAAAUCGUCGAAACCAUGGAAUUGCUUGACGCAACAAGCAAUCGAUGAAUGUCGCGAUUUGAUUGCCAAGGCAGAACAAAGUUGGUGCCCUGAUCUUCACCUGCUCUUUACUCCACAAGAUCGACGUUGUGUAAUGGAAUUGCUACGAGUUGGAAAGCGACUCGAGCAACAAGAGACUUCUAUCUUUGUGGACUUUUGGCCGCUGGUACUGAGCUUUUGCGGUCGUGCCUGGUUCGAACAGGAGAGUCGCAAGCCAGCAGCCAUCGAGUACCACCAGGAACCCUCCGAUGACGACAGCUGCAUGGAUGUUCCAGACGAUGAAGAGUUUGAGGACUAUCUUUCGAUACCUUCCUUAGGUCCGUCAACGUUGUCGUAA
Cylindrotheca closterium is the source of this 2466-nucleotide messenger RNA. Lineage: Eukaryota; Bacillariophyta; Bacillariophyceae; Bacillariales; Bacillariaceae. The record is from the annotation of a GenBank genome assembly.